AUGUUGACUGAUGAACAGAACGAGGCCGUCAACGCUUUCGUCAAGGGUGACUUCGUCACCUACAUCCGCGAACACAACCCUACUUAUAACGGAUUUGGGGGGAUCACCGACUGGGUGUCGGAGCGAAGAACAAACAUGUUCGCCGAGCAUGCUGCCUUCAAGACUCAUGACUCGGACGCCCCUAAUCUUGUCGACCGCAAGAUACGAAACUACUAUUAUCAUCUCCGCGACGCGGACCCCAAUGUCCCGCCCGAGCGGAAGUCGGCUAAGCGCAAAGCCCCAGGUCGCAAGGCCUCGGCCCGUAAGUCGCCCAAUCACAACCCAACCAAACCCCGAAAGCGAGGCCAACUCUACGACCUUCUCGUUCCUCGAACCACAGCCCUUGAGCUCUACGAGUGUGAUGUCAAGCAAGAGUUAGAGGAGGUGUCUGAUGAUGAGGGCGAGUCGUAUCGAGCGCGUCUGAAGAAAGGCUGGGAGGCCCUGUCGGCAGAUGCCCAUCUUAACUACGAGAACUGUCGCAGGCUGCUCGUUGAAAACAUGCGAUCGGGCUUGAACGAGCUUUGUCGGACUCCAUCCCUCGCUAAUAUGACAGCCCUUUCAGUGUUUGCUUAUCGCGACGCUCAGGGCGAGAUGAAGUUGGAUGUCUGUGACGGGCGGCUCGCCGACGAUAGCCCUCAAUUUGGUUCCCGUGACGACGAAAAGGGUGCGCUCAAGACACUCACCGAUUUGUAUAAGGCAUACGCCUGCAGAAGCAUUCCUGCCCUCCCGCCUCCCCAGCCUCCUUCUCCUGAGGAAAUCGCCAUCCCGUACAACGCUCUUGGCAUACCAAUCUACCCCGAAGUGGAUACGAUGCUGUUACCUCCAGAUGCGCUCAAGACCGUCACCGUUCGGUAUUUCGAAGUCCUGUGGGAGUACGCUCAUAACGUGGGCGAGCUUCCUUGGGACAAUCUCAAGCGAGAACCUGGCCAAUACUAUGACGUGGAGCGCUUCCACUACAUAAGCUUCGAUCGAUCUGCUUUGAUGAAUCCCUUAUCAUUAUACGCGCUUGUCAGUCAACUUCAAGCGUAUUGCGGUCCCAGUGCGGAAGAGCCCUUUGUGUUCACUCCUUCCCCUGGUCACGCCGGUCAGUGGGGAACUUCGAUCGCUAGUUCUGACUAUGGCGAAAGACCACAAGAAUCACGAGCGUCAGGAGCGGAAGGCGGAGCGACUGAUGCGCCGGCGCCAACGCCGACCACCGCUCAUCUUGGAGAUAACAGUACUGGAGCAUCCGAGCGGCAUACAUUGUCCAACUCAGGUGUAGACCGCUCACACCAAUCACCGGUGACCUCAACAGACGUUGUGGCGAGCCCGAUCGCUCAAGAGAGUCCUCUGCCCGAGCCUGACUGCGAAACUCCUGCGCCGCUCUCAAAGACAUGUUCCGGGGCAGCAACGUCUCCGUCCGAACUGGGCCUGCCCAUGCCUGACGUUGCAAGUGGGGGCGCAAUCACGGGCACGAAGCGCGGUAGCAAGCGGGCUAUCGAUGUACUGCCAAAGAUCGCUGAAGAAAGGCGGCAGCCCAAGCGUAGUCGCAAGGAUGGAGAGGAAGUCGGCAAACCGUCCGGCGAAGAAGGCCGUCCACAGCGCACCCUGCGGCCACGUAUUCCUGCGACGAAGACGAAUACCACUGCUUCAAAGGUCACAGCACCUCGUCCCAGAUCCAACAAGAAAGUGUUCGAAGGCUGGGAGUUCAAUAACAGCAUCUAUCAGGGGGCCAUCUUGCAUAGCGACUACGUAGCCUGCGGCGGGACCCGCUUACAGGAAGAAGACUUCGCGCUGGAACACUCUCGCGUCCAGAUUGCCGCAUGCGACUUGGCGGAGCGAGAUCCCGCUUGGUUCGCAAGGAGUAGUCUGUGGAAAUCUGCAAUCAAGUCCCGCCCGGAUAUGUAG
This is a messenger RNA of Peniophora sp. CBMAI 1063, 1926 nucleotides long. The record is from the annotation of a GenBank genome assembly. Lineage: Eukaryota; Fungi; Basidiomycota; Agaricomycetes; Russulales; Peniophoraceae.